AACGAAAAAUCUUUGAAUUUGAACUUUUUUUAUCUCAGAAACGUGAAUUUUGGACUCAAAAGUGCAGAUUUUUUGUCAAUUUUUCAAAUAAUUUCUAUUUACGAUAUUAUUUUAAUGUUAUAGUGCUUUCGAACAAUGUUCACCUGACUAGAGCUCGUUCAAGCUAUAAUGUAAAACUUGAUCUCUAAAUUCCAUGAUGAAAUUAUGCUGUAAAUUGAACGGAUCCUUUCAUUAAUUUGUUAUAUAACCGCCGACAAAGUCAAGUCUAAAUCAUGGAAGUACUAUUACGAGAUGCCAAAUUAUGGCGAAAUGGUCGCAGAUUGCUGCACAUGAAAAAAACCAAAGAUUACCUUUGGAUUUUACUACCGGAAGAAUACGCGCCGGUCACAUCAUCGUAUUUAUUUUCCAAUUGCAAAUAUAGCACGUUUUCAAAUAGAGAUAGCCAAUCACCUUUUUUGAGGUACGACACCGUUCAUAAAUUCCGGCCGUAUCAAGAUGCUCAAAGAAGAGGAUUCGGGAUGUUUGUAGUAAAAGUUCUACGAGGUGUUUUAAAAGUUCGAUAUCUAGUAUUAGGUGGAGCUAUUGGCGGUGGCUUAAGUCUGCAAAACACUUACCGAGAAUGGAAAAGUGCCUUACCUGAUUUAUCGUGGAUGGAUAAAUACAUGCCUCAGAAUGAAGACUGGGAAACUAUGCGUGUAUCAUUUCUGUCGAUCAGAGAUAAAAUAAAAGAAUUAGAAUUAGAUCCACAGCUUCGAGACACAGCCGAAAGUAAAUUUCUUUCUGUAAAGAAUUGGUUGGAUAUGAAAUUAGAGGAAGCUUACAUGGCUGCUGAGCAGGCUGAUGAUGCAAAUGACGAUAAACCCGACAAUCGUAAGUUUGUUAAAGAAGCGAGCCAAAUGGUGAAUAAUGCGGUUACAGUUAACGCCCUUUCCUUUAGAAAAGAAGAAAAAGAACAACAAGACGAAUAUAAAUCUCAAAUAACCGAAAAAGAUAUAUGGGACUUGGAAAUGAAAUACCAAAAAGAACUAGAACGUUUGGAACGCGAAAAUCAGGAAUUACGUAAACAAAUAUUGAUUCGAAACUCAUCUAGUCAACCCGUGAAAAGAGUUCAGACUUCUCUCAUUGAUAUGUAUUCCGAUGUAUUAGACGAGCUCAAUGAUUACGAUAUGACCUACAAAGCUCAAGAUCAUUUACCCAGAGUGGUUGUAAUAGGAGAUCAAAGCUCUGGUAAAACUUCGGUGCUUGAAAUGAUCGCUCAAGCUCGUAUCUUUCCGAGAGGAGCUGGUGAAAUGAUGACUAGAGCGCCGGUUAAAGUUACCUUGAGUGAAGGUCCUUACCAUAUUGCUCAAUUUAAAGACAGUACCAGAGAGUUUGAUCUUACCAAAGAAUCUGAUUUAGCUGAUCUUCGAAAAGAGGUUGAAUUUAGAAUGUGUAAUCUCACUAAAGGUAAUCAAACUGUCAGUAAUGAUGUUAUAUCGAUGACUGUGAAAGGCCCCGGAUUGCAAAGAAUGGUUCUUGUCGACUUGCCCGGAAUUAUAAGCACGAAUACGCUUGGAAUGGCAUCGGAGACCAAAGAAAACAUUUAUCAAAUUGCAAGGCACUACAUGUCCAAUCCAAACGCUAUCAUCUUAUGUAUUCAAGACGGUUCUGUUGAUGCUGAACGUAGUAAUGUUACCGAUCUCGUUUCUCAAAUGGAUCCGGUUGGUAAACGUACUAUUUUCGUAUUGACCAAAGUCGACUUAGCGGAAGAAAAUUUUGCCAAUCCGGAUAGAAUACGAAAAAUUUUAGCCGGUGAACUAUUUCCGAUGAAAGCUUUAGGGUAUUUUGCUGUCGUUACUGGGCGUGGAUCGCAAAACGAGUCUAUCAAAAAAAUUAAAGAAUACGAAGAAAGGUUUUUCAGAAAUUCUAAAAUAUUCAGCGGGAAGAAUAUCAAAAUGACUCAGAUUACGACUAGAAAUUUAGGUUUAGCAGUUUCGGAGUGUUUUUGGAAAAUGGUCAGAGAAACAGUAGAACAACAAGCAGAUGCAUUUAAAGCUCAACGUUUCAAUUUGGAAACAGAGUGGAAAAAUAACUAUCGAAGACAACGUAUAUUAGAUCGAAGCGAAUUAUUCGAUAAAGGUCGAAGCGAAAUUCUAGAUCAAGUUGUUAAUCUUUGUGAAAUAAACGUCAAACACUGGGAAGAUAUGCUCGCAGCUAAUUUAUGGAAUAAAGUGAAAGAUAUAGUUUUCGAAAAUAUUUAUUUAUCCGCUGCUCAUGCGCCGGAAAAUGGUAAAUAUACAAAAAAAAAUGAAAUUUUUCACAUCAUGCAGGGAUUAAUAAUGAAUUUUACAGGUGAAUUCAAUACCCAAAUUGAUAUACAUUUGUCCCAAUGGGCCGAACAAGAGUUACCUCAGUUGUCAGUCGAAGCUGGAUGGGAAACGUUGCAAGAAGAAUUUAAAAAACUAAUUUAUUAUAAAUCCGAAAAUCACGAUGAAAUGUUCGAUAAUUUGAAAACAGCUGUGGCCGAAGAAGUUCUAGCGAAACAUCAGUGGGAGAGUAAAGCUACCGAUGUUUUACGUGUAUUACAAAUUAACGCAUUAGCCGAUCGUAUAAUUACUGAUAAAGGACAAUGGGAUACAGCUGUCAAGUUCUUAGAGAGUAGUUUUAGGAAAAAACUCGAAGAAACUGAACGAGCUAUGAAAGAUAUGUUUGGACCUUCGACCUUAGAAAAAUGGUAUAAAUGGAAGUACUCGAACGAAGAUCAAAAUAAAAGAAACGCUGUUAAAAGUGAAUUGGAAAAAAUUCUCUUCAAUUAUCCGGAGCAUUUAGCUUCGUUGUCAGAAGAAGAAUAUACCACUAUUAGAAACACGUUGAAACGUUCAAAUAUUAUUUGUGAUAAUGAUUAUAUUUCUAGUACUUGGUUUUUAAUUUAUAGAAAAUUCUUUUUAAACAAUGUUUUACAAAAAGUACCGUAUUAUAUGAAAGGAUUUUAUUUAUAUAAACAAGGAAUAGAUGUUCAGGAAUAUAACGAAGUAGUUUUGUACUGGAGAAUACAACAAACGUGUAAAGUAACGGUGAAUUCAUUAAGGCAGCAGAUUAUUAAUAGAGAAGCUUUACGAAUGGAUGAAGAAAUUCAAGAAGUACUCGAAGGAUUUAGCAGAGAUAGAGAGAAAAUGGAAAAAUUGAUUACCGGACGAAGGGUAGAAAUUGCCGAAGAAUUAAAAAAAGUAAAGCAAAUCCAAGAGAAAUUAGAAGGAUUUAUUAAAGCAUUAAAUAAAGAAAAAACCGAAACCCGACGACUGCAUUAAGAUAUCACGUAUUAAUUUAUCGCUUGUUCCAGAUUUUUUAAUUUAUAAUAUUUUAUUGAAAUUGAAAUUUUGUACAGUAACUAGUCUGCUUAGGAGCUAGUAUUGAAGUUUUAAAUACAUUUUUGUUGAUUAA
Planococcus citri (citrus mealybug) is the source of this 3420-nucleotide messenger RNA. RefSeq names its product Opa1 mitochondrial dynamin like GTPase (gene Opa1). NCBI's taxonomy places the organism in Eukaryota, Metazoa, Arthropoda, Insecta, Hemiptera, Pseudococcidae. Gene Ontology annotation, molecular function: GTP binding; microtubule binding; GTPase activity. The record is from RefSeq and is a predicted model, not a curated record. The transcript has 19 exons. Gene Ontology annotation, cellular component: cytoplasm; mitochondrial membrane; microtubule. The coding region runs from base 273 to 3287 and encodes 1004 amino acids. Gene Ontology annotation, biological process: mitochondrial fusion.